Molecule: messenger RNA, 1811 nt
Organism: Myripristis murdjan (pinecone soldierfish)
Lineage: Eukaryota; Metazoa; Chordata; Actinopteri; Holocentriformes; Holocentridae
Gene: znhit6
Product: zinc finger HIT-type containing 6
Exons: 10
Coding region: 80-1543 (487 amino acids)
Biological process (GO): snoRNA localization; maturation of LSU-rRNA from tricistronic rRNA transcript (SSU-rRNA, 5.8S rRNA, LSU-rRNA); box C/D snoRNP assembly
Cellular component (GO): nucleus; pre-snoRNP complex
Source: RefSeq, a predicted model, not a curated record
UGGAGUUUUUGUUUUGAAUGCUGAGGUGAGCUCCGUGCCCAACGUGUGGCCGCCGGCUCUCUCUCUCUCUCCCUCAGCAAUGUGCUCUGUAAUUGACACAAUAACAAUAAUGUCAGCUGUAGACAGUCAAGUCGAAAACAGCAGUGUAGAGGACGAGGCGAAAGGGAGGAAAAGAAAGAUUUCCCUGUCCAACUGCGGUGUGUGUGGAUCAGAGGAGGCUAAGUACAGAUGUCCGGCCUGUCUCAGACAUUCAUGCAGCUUGCUGUGUGUGAAGAAGCACAAGGAAGAUUCGGGAUGCAGUGGAGUUAGAAACAAGACGGCCUUCGUGGCCCUCUCACAGUUUGAUCAAAUGACUCUUCUCAGUGACUACAGAUUUCUGGAGGAUACAGGGAGAUUUUCUGACGGUGCCAGUAGAGAUGCACUCAUUCGGACUCCCCAUGCCACUUUCAAAGCUAAAAGGCUGGCAAGUAAUGCCAGGAAGAUGAACAUCACACUGAGGUUCCUCCCCGUCACCUUCACCAAGAGCAGAGAAAACUCCACUUUCUUUCUAAUAAAACAAAAUCAGUUCCUUUGGCACCUGAAAUUCAUCUUCCCUCAGAGCAGCACAGAAUUUAGUCAGAGGAGGGUUCCUGACACAGAAACCCUGGAGCAGAUCUUGACCCCUUACAUUCACCCUACAGAGUCCGAUCCUGUGAAACGGCAAAAAUUGAAGAUGUAUGUCCAUGCCCCAUUUGAUCAUAUAAAGGUCUUCAUGAAAGCGGAGGGGAGAAAGGCUAAUGCUGUGAGGUACCAUGAGCUGGACAUCAAGAAGAGCCUAAGGGACAACCUGAGCUACAAAACACUGAUCGAGUAUCCAGUGCUGCAUGUUGUUGUCAGAGACCACUGGCAGGACUACCCACUGAAGGGAACAGGUGAACCUGCAUCAACCUGCAAUAGUUUUGCAACAAAGACACAAGGGGUCGACCAAGGGAAGAGCAAGCUGACCCACGCUCCAGGACCCAAGCCGGGGUCCUGCACCCCAGAAGAAAUCAGUAGCUGGACAGGAAUGCAAGAGACCAGUGCUGAAACCGAACCUCCAAAGGAGAAAAGAGCAAAGAGGGAAACAGGGGAGGAAGACCUGGAGGAGGGAGAGAUCAUAGACAGUAGUGAAGAGGAGGAAAAGGAGGAAGAAGAAGGAAACAUUGAAGAAGACACCUUAGAAAAUAAGAGCUGUAUUGGUGGUGAUAAUUCCAAAGGCCCUGCUAAUGUUAUAAAUGAUAUGAGGGCAACUAAAGAUGAACUGUUACACACUGCGGGAGAUGAUGAUGAUGAUGAGGAUGAUGAUGAUGAUGCUAGUGUCAGUAAACACAAUACCAGCAGAAAGGAUCAGUGCCUAAGUGAGCACAUUUCUGUUUCUGCUGAUGACAAUGGGACUGUCAGGGAGAGUGCUGAGGUCAGCAUGACUAAGGAGGACGCUAUGAAAGAGCCCGGGCCUGUUCAUACCCAUCACUGCCAUGACGAAAAUGAGUCAGCUCGUGCUGCUGAGCCCUGUGGACAGGAAUGAUAAUGACCUUAUUGCAAGUGUAUAGGAUGAAAAGCAUAAAGAGACAGCCAUAUCAGCAGGAAGUCACAGAGUUAAUCGUAUGUCAGUAUACAGUAAGCUUCUACUGCUGAGAGGGUUUCAGUCCCUUUAUCUCUGUUUUUUAAGAGGUGGGGAUGAUGACCUAAGAAUAUUGUUACAUACAGAAUAAUAUCUAUGUUGUGUUUAUAAUAAUUUUAUGUUAAGAGAAUAGAUUUGACAACAUGUUUUCUUAAAUAAAGACAUUUUUGGA